CCUUGGGGUCUAGCAGGAGGUACCCAAGAUUCUCAGGCCGCGCAUGAGUGGACGGUAACCCCCCAACCCCAAGCCCCAAAGAGUCUACAUGUCUAGGACCUAGACAUGUUCAGCUUUGUGGAUCCCCGGCUCCUGCUUCUCUUAGCAGUCACUGCCGUCCUCACCCACGGCCAAGGUGAAGAAGACAUUCCAGAAGGCACCUGUAUACAGAAUUCCAUAAAGUACAACAAUGGGGAGGUAUGGAAACCUGAGACCUGCCAAAUCUGUGUCUGCGACAAUGGAAGCAUCCUGUGUGACGAAAUAAUCUGUGAAGAUGUUUCCAACUGCCCCAACGUGGAGUACAAGGACAAUGAAUGCUGCCCCUCCUGCCUUGGUGCCGAUGCUG
Gracilinanus agilis (Agile Gracile Mouse Opossum) is the source of this 385-nucleotide messenger RNA. RefSeq names its product collagen alpha-1(I) chain-like. Gene Ontology annotation, molecular function: protein binding. The annotation marks the transcript as partial. The record is from RefSeq and is a predicted model, not a curated record. The transcript is spliced from 2 exons. NCBI's taxonomy places the organism in Eukaryota, Metazoa, Chordata, Mammalia, Didelphimorphia, Didelphidae.